Molecule: messenger RNA, 5801 nt
Organism: Drosophila serrata
Lineage: Eukaryota; Metazoa; Arthropoda; Insecta; Diptera; Drosophilidae
Gene: Muc30E
Product: Mucin 30E
Source: RefSeq, a predicted model, not a curated record
GAGAAGACAACUACUUUAAAAACGACUACUGCGAAGACCACUAAAGAGCCUACGACCGAAAAAACUACUACUCUUAGGACUACGACUGCUAAAACGACAAAUGAACCAACAACAGAGAAGACAACUACUUUAAAAACGACUACUGCGAAGACCACAACGACUACUGCGAAGACUACAAAGGAGCCUACGACCGAAAAAACCACUACUCUUAGGACUACGACUGCUAAAACGACAAAUGAACCAACAACUGCGAAGACAACUACUAUAAAAACGACUACUGCGAAGACUACAAAGGAGCCUACGACCGAAAAAACUACUACUCUUAGGACUACGACUGCUAAAAAGACAAAUGAACCAACAACAGAGAAGACAACUACUUUAAAAACGACUACUGCGAAGACCACUAAAGAGCCUACGACCGAAAAAACUACUACUCUUAGGACUACGACUGCUAAAACGACAAAUGAACCAACAACAGAGAAGACAACUACUUUAAAAACGACUACUGCGAAGACCACAAAUGAGCCUACGACCCAAAAAACUACUACUCUCAGGACUACGACUGCUAAAACGACAAAUGAACCAACAACUGCGAAGACAACUACUAUAAAAACGACUACUGCGAAGACUACAAAGGAGCCUACGACCGAAAAAACUACUUCUCUUAGGACUACGACUGCUAAAACGACAAAUGAACCAACAACAGAGAAGACAACUACUAUAAAAACGACUACUGCGAAGACCACAAAUGAGCCUACGACCCAAAAAACUACUACUCUCAGGACUACGACUGCUAAAACGACAAAUGAACCAACAACAGAGAAGACAACUACUAUAAAAACGACUACUGCGAAGACUACAAAGGAGCCUACGACCGAAAAAACCACUACUCUUAGGACUACGACUGCUAAAACGACAAAUGAACCAACAACUGCGAAGACAACUACUAUAAAAACGACUACUGCGAAGACUACAAAGGAGCCUACGACCGAAAAAACCACUACUCUUAGGACUACGACUAAGACAACUACUUUAAAAACGACGACUGCGAAGACCACAAGGGAGCCUACGACCGAAAAAACUACUACUCUUAGGACUACGACUGCUAAAACGACAAAUGAACCAACAACUGCGAAGACGACUACUUUAAAAACGACUACUGCGAAGACCACAAGGGAGCCUACGACAGAAAAAACUACUACUCUUAGGACUACGACUGCUAAAACGACAAAUGAACCAACAACUGCGAAGACGACUACUUUAAAAACGACUACUGCGAAGACCACAAGGGAGCCUACGACCGAAAAAACUACUACUCUUAGGACUACGACUGCUAAAACGACAAAUGAACCAACAACUGCGAAGACGACUACUUUAAAAACGACUACUGCGAAGACCACAAGGGAGCCUACGACAGAAAAAACUACUACUCUUAGGACUACGACUAAGACAACUACUUUAAAAACGACUACUGCGAAGACCACAAAAGAGCCUACGACCCAAAAAACUACUACUCUUAGGACUACGACUGCUCAAACGACAAAUGAACCAACAACAGCGAAGACGACUACUUUAAAAACGACUACUGCGAAGACCACAAGGGAGCCUACGACCCAAAAAACUACUACUCUUAGGACUACGACUGCUAAAACGACAAAUGAACCAACAACUGCGAAGACGACUACUUUAAAAACGACGACUGCGAAGACCACAAGGGAGCCUACGACCGAAAAAACUACUACUCUUAGGACUACGACUGCUAAAACGACAAAUGAACCAACAACUGCGAAGACGACUACUUUAAAAACGACUACUGCGAAGACCACAAGGGAGCCUACGACCCAAAAAACUACUACUCUUAGGACUACGACUGCUAAAACGACAAAUGAACCAACAACUGCGAAGACGACUACUUUAAAAACGACUACUGCGAAGACCACAAGGGAGCCUACGACCGAAAAAACUACUACUCUUAGGACUACGACUGCUAAAACGACAAAUGAACCAACAACUGCGAAGACGACUACUUUAAAAACGACUACUGCGAAGACCACAAGGGAGCCUACGACCCAAAAAACUACUACUCUUAGGACUACGACUGCUAAAACGACAAAUGAACCAACAACUGCGAGGACAACUACUUUAAAAACGACGACUGCAAAGACCACAAAGGAACCUACGACCGAAAAAACUACUACUCUUAGGACUACGACUGCUAAAACGACGAAUAAACCAACAACUGCGAAGACGACUACUUUAAAAACGACGACUGCAAAGACCACAAAGGAACCUACGACCGAAAAAACUACUACCCUUAGGACUACGACUGCUAAAACGACAAAUGAACCAACAACUGCGAAGACGACUACUUUAAAAACGACUACUGCGAAGACCACAAGGGAGCCUACGACCGAAAAAACUACUACCCUUAGGCCUACGACUGCUAAAACGACAAAUGAACCAACAACUGCGAAGACAACUACUUUAAAAACGACUACUGCAAAGACCACAAAGGAACCUACGACCGAAAAAACUACUACUCUUAGGACAACGACUGCUAAAACGACAAAUAAACCAACAACUGCGAAGACGACUACUUUAAAAACGACUACUGCGAAGACCACAAGGGAGCCUACGACCCAAAAAACUACUACUCUUAGGACUACGACUGCUAAUACGACAAAUGAACCAACAACAGAGAAGACAACUACUUUAAAAACGACUACUGCGAAGACCACAAAGGAGCCUACGACCCAAAAAACUACUACUCUUAGGACUACGACUGCUCAAACGACAAAUGAACCAACAACAGAGAAGACAACUACUUUAAAAUCGACUACUGCGAAGACCACAAAAGAGCCUACGACCCAAAAAACUACUACUCUUAGGACUACGACUGCUAAUACGACAAAUGAACCAACAACAGAGAAGACAACUACUUUAAAAACGACUACUGCGAAGACCACAAAAGAGCCUACGACCGAAAAAACUACUACCCUUAGGACUACGACUGCUAAUACGACAAAUGAACCAACAACAGAGAAGACGACUACUUUAAAAACGACUACUGCGAAGACCACAAAAGAGCCUACGACCCAAAAAACUACUACUCUUAAGACUACGACAGCUAAAACGACAAAUGAACCAACAACUGCGAAGACGACUACUUUAAAAACGACGACUGCAAAGACCACAAAGGAACCUACGACCGAGAAAACUACUACCCUUAGGACUACGACUAAGACAACUACUUUAAAAACGACUACUGCGAAGACCACAAAAGAGCCUACGACCCAAAAAACUACUACUCUUAAGACUACGACUGCUAAAACGACAAAUGAACCAACAACUGCGAAGACAACUACUUUAAAAACGACGACUGCAAAGACCACAAAGGAGCCUACGACCCAAAAAACUACUUCUCUUAGGACUACGACUGCUAAAACGACAAAUGAACCAACAACUGCGAAGACGACUACUUUAAAAACGACGACUGCAAAGACCACAAAGGAGCCUACGACCCAAAAAACUACUACUCUUAGGACUACGACUGCUAAAACGACAAAUGAACCAACAACUGCGAAGACAACUACUUUAAAAACGACGACUGCAAAGACCACAAAGGAACCUACGACCGAGAAAACUACUACCCUUAGGACUACGACUGCUAAAACGACAAAUGAACCAACAACUGCGAGGACAACUACUUUAAAAACGACGACUGCAAAGACCACAAAGGAACCUACGACCGAGAAAACUACUACUCUUAGGACUACGACUGCUAAAACGACAAAUGAACCAACAACUGCGAAGACAACUACUUUAAAAACGAUAACUGCAAAGACCACAAAGGAGCCUACGACCCAAAAAACUACUACUCUUAGGACUACGACUGCUAAAACGACAAAUGAACCAACAACUGCGAAGACAACUACUUUAAAAACGACGACUGCAAAGACCACAAAGGAGCCUACGACCCAAAAAACUACUACUCUUAGGACUACGACUGCUAAAACGACAAAUGAACCAACAACUGCGAAGACGACUACUUUAAAAACGACGACUGCAAAGACCACAAAGGAGCCUACGACCCAAAAAACUACUACUCUUAGGACUACGACUGCUAAAACGACAAAUGAACCAACAACUGCGAAGACAACUACUUUAAAAACGACGACUGCAAAGACCACAAAGGAGCCUACGACCCAAAAAACUACUACUCUUAGGACUACGACUGCUAAAACGACAAAUGAACCAACAACUGCGAAGACAACUACUUUAAAAACGACGACUGCGAAGACCACAAGGGAGCCUACGACCGAAAAAACUACUACUCUUAGGACUACGACUGCUAAAACGACAAAUGAACCAACAACUGCGAAGACGACUACUUUAAAAACGACGACUGCAAAGACCACAAAGGAGCCUACGACCGAAAAAACUACUACUCUUAGGACUACGACUGCUAAAACGACGAAUAAACCAACAACUGCGAAGACGACUACUUUAAAAACGACGACUGCAAAGACCACAAAGGAACCUACGACCGAAAAAACUACUACCCUUAGGACUACGACUGCUAAAACGACAAAUGAACCAACAACUGCGAAGACGACUACUUUAAAAACGACGACUGCAAAGACCACAAAGGAGCCUACGACCCAAAAAACUACUACUCUUAGGACUACGACUGCUAAAACGACAAAUGAACCAACAACUGCGAAGACAACUACUUUAAAAACGACGACUGCAAAGACCACAAAGGAGCCUACGACCCAAAAAACUACUACUCUUAGGACUACGACUGCUAAAACGACAAAUGAACCAACAACUGCGAAGACAACUACUUUAAAAACGACGACUGCAAAGACCACAAAGGAGCCUACGACCCAAAAAACUACUACUCUUAGGACUACGACUGCUAAAACGACAAAUGAACCAACAACUGCGAAGACGACUACUUUAAAAACGACGACUGCAAAGACCACAAAGGAGCCUACGACCCAAAAAACUACUACUCUUAGGACUACGACUGCUAAAACGACAAAUGAACCAACAACAGAAAAGACAACUACUUUAAAAACGACGACUGCGAAGACCACAAAGGAACCUACGACCGAAAAAACUACUACCCUUAGGACUACGACUGCUAAUACGACAAAUGAACCAACAACAGAGAAGACAACUACUUUAAAAACGACGACUGCGAAGACCACAAAGGAACCUACGACCGAAAAAACUACUACCCUUAGGACUACGACUGCUAAAACGACAAAUGAACCAACAACAGAGAAGACAACUACUUUAAAAACGACGACUGCGAAGACCACAAGGGAGACUACGACUGCUAAAACAACAAAUGAACCAACAACUGCGAAGACUACUCUUAAAACAACUACUCCAAUGAGCACAAAAGAGCCAACUACUACUGUCGCCCCAUCGGGUCAUAACACAACCAGCGCCGAACUAACUACUGAGACGACAACGCAGUUGGCAACGACGAAAGAGUCUAUUUCAACCAUGGAGUCGGAACAUAUCCAUCACCACCACCAUAUUCAUUAUCACAAGCCCGCUGAUCCUGGAUUGUCCUUUCUUCCACUUCCUGAUCUUCCACCUCUGCCCCUGCCAAUACCCUUUCCUCCACCAGUUCUGCCUCUGCCGUUGCCUGUUCCCGAACUUCCUCUUCCUUUGCCUCCAUGGCCUCCGGCUUUACCACAGUUGCCGGAAGUUAAUUUAACUCUGGUUACCUUGCCUGAAAUUACACUACCAAGCCUACCGUCACUGCCACAAUUACCAAAUCC